UCAGCCUCCUCUAGUAUGAAUGCUGAUACAGCAAGAUUGUUAAUAGGCAUUAGACUUCAUAGUGCUGCAGAACCUGGACCUAGACUGCUCAGAGACACCUGCUGAGAUGGAUGCAGUGCAACAUGUCUUCAAGGGCACUUUUAUACAUUCAACUCCUAGAUGUGACUGUGAGAUACUGGAGGACCACAUCCUUGGUGUAGACACUGCUGGGAAGAUUGUGUUCUUUGAAGAUGCCCAGAAACAAUCAAAGCUGGCUCAGAAGUGGAAGUUUGAUGAAAGCGACAUUCAAGAACUUGGCAAGAAUGAAUUCUUUAUGCCAGGAAUGAUUGAUACCCAUAUCCACGCACCCCAGUACACCUUUAUUGGAACAGGAAUGGAAAGGCCUCUUUUGGAGUGGUUGGAAUACACCACGUUCCCAAUCGAAGAUACAUUCUCAGAUGUAGAAAUUGCUAGCAACAUUUACAGAACAGUUGUGAGAAGAACAUUAAAAUUUGGUACAACAACAGCUUGUUACUUUGCUACAAUACAUACAGAUGCUUCCAUUGUGCUGGCUGACACUGCAAGUCAGUAUGGUCAAAGAGCAUUUAUUGGAAAAGUUUGCAUGGAUCAUAAUGAUGUAUAUGAAAAGUAUUGUGAAACUUCUGAAGAAUCUAUUAGGGAAACCGAAAGGUUUGUUGAGGCUCUAAAAAAGAAAAAAUAUGACAGAGUAAAGCCCAUUAUAACUCCUCGGUUUGCAAUAUCCUGCAGUGAGCGGUUGCUGAAUGAGCUAGGCAAACUUGCUAAUGAGCAUGACCUACAUAUACAGAGUCACAUCAGUGAAUCGCCUGCAGAAAUCAAAGAAGUCUUAAGAUUGUUUCCAGGUUACAAAAAUUAUACUGAAGUAUAUAAUAGAAACAAACUUCUAACAAACAAGACAGUGAUGGCUCAUGGAUGUUACCUAACUAAUGAGGAACUACAUGUAUUCAGAGAAAGGGGUGCUGCAAUAUCACAUUGUCCUAAUUCUAAUAUAUCAUUGUGCAGUGGGCACCUUGAUGUACAAAAUGCUCUAAAUCACAGAGUUAAAAUGGGGCUUGGGACUGAUGUUGCUGGUGGAUAUUCCAUGUCAUUACUUGAUACUAUCCGGAAAGCGAUAGAAGCUUCAAAAAUUAUUUUCAUGGAAAGAUCAAAAAGUGAACGGUACAAUAAUGAAACAGAAAAGGAACAGAAAAAAAAUGUGAUGCCAGAGGGAAUAAAUGCAGAUGAUCAAAAUGGAAUACUACAAUUUGAAAAAAAAGUAUUAAGUUACAAGGAGGCAUUCCGACUAGCAACCAUGGGAGGAAGUGAAGCUUUGAGCAUUGACCACUUAACUGGGAACUUUGAAGUUGGAAAAGAAUUUGAUGCAUUGCUGAUUAACCCUGACGCCAUUGACAGCCCUUUUGAAGUUUUUUCUGAUAUCUCUAAAGAGGAAUUGCUGCAGAGGUUCCUUUAUCUUGGUGACGACAGGAACAUCAGAGCUGUUUAUGUGGCUGGAAGAUGUGUGGUUCCAUUCCCUAGCAAUGCCUAAGCUAGUUAGUAACUGAUAUUUUACAUAUACAUGUACUUGAAUGUACAUUUACUUUUAACAUAGGCAUUACUAACUAAGUUAACAACAUUACACUUGAUUAGAUAUCUACUUAUAAAUACAUAUCUACUUAUGAAUACAUUUAUAAAAGGAACUAGUUACAGAUUAGAGUUUUAUGAUAUAUUUUUGGCUGGUAAAUUCUAAGAACUAUUUUAAUAUUUUAACAUAUAGAUAGAAUAUAGACUUUUUGUCAAUAAAAACAGUACCAGCAUUAAAAGUACAGGGUGGGCAAUUUAUAUGGAUACACCUUAAUAAAA
Messenger RNA from Hyla sarda, 1857 nucleotides. It is a transcript of the gene GDA, whose product is annotated as guanine deaminase. Bases 107 to 1543 code for a protein of 478 amino acids. The transcript is spliced from 14 exons. NCBI's taxonomy places the organism in Eukaryota, Metazoa, Chordata, Amphibia, Anura, Hylidae. Gene Ontology annotation, cellular component: cytosol. The record is from RefSeq and is a predicted model, not a curated record. Gene Ontology annotation, biological process: guanine catabolic process. Gene Ontology annotation, molecular function: guanine deaminase activity; zinc ion binding.